UCACUUUAGUUGAGAAAAAAUAUGGCGCGAAAUAUUACCUCCUCAUGACGAUUAUUCAAGUCACGUGAUCAAUUCAAUAUGGCAGCGACCAGGCGGCUUCAGAAGGAAUUGGGAGAUUUAAGAAAGGCUGAUUUAAAAACGUUUAGAAAUAUUAUUGUAGAUGAAUCGAAUAUACUGAAAUGGGAAGGAUUAAUAGUUCCAGAUCAGGUUCCCUUCAAUAAAGGGGCGUUUAAAGUAGAGAUUAACUUUCCUGCAGAGUAUCCAUUUAAACCACCAAAAGUUACGUUCAAAACAAAAAUAUACCACCCUAAUAUUGAUGAGAAGGGUCAGGUGUGUCUACCUAUCAUUAGUCCAGAACACUGGAAACCAGCUACAAAAACAGAUCAAGUAAUACAAUCACUAAUAGCCUUAGUUCAGGAGCCUGAACCUGGCCACCCACUCAGACCUGACUUAGCUGAAGAAUUUACUAGAGAUAAGAAGAAAUUUUUUAAAAAUGCAGAUGAAUACACAAAAAAGCACAGCGAAAAAAGACCAACAGAUUAAAUGUGAUAAAUACAUAUAUUGACAAGGCAGUGAUUAAUUAAUUCCGUGGUUUUUAGUGCUUUCAACUUAAUUUAUGUUCUAGGAGAAACAUUUCUUAUAGUAUUGGAAACAGUUUUCAGUUGAAGCAAUAUUUUCAAAAUAAAGGGACUGAGAUUUAAAAGCUUAAGACUUACACAUAUCUAAUGACUUUUUGAAUCUUCACCACAAAAUGUACAAUGUAAUUAAUGAUAUUUAUAUAGGUUUGAUUUAUCUCCUGAUACAAAGGGGAACAAUUCAGUUCACCUUUGAUAUGAAGGAGUAUAGUUAAGUUCUCCUAUGACUCAAAGGGGAAUAAUUCAGUUUAUUUCAAUGCAAAAUUACAUGUAUCAUUUGCAAAGAAUGCAAUAAUAGAUUUUGGCAAAAUAAAUGAGUUUUUCUCUGAAAACCUGCAAUAGAAAAUGAAAAUGUAUGUAUACACACAAAGUUUCAUGUAAGCAACUAUAUAAGUGAUCUUAAUUGGUCUCACAAGAUACAAGGUCAAGGGGAAACAAUUCAGGUCUGUUCAAUUGCAAAAACAUUUAAAUUUUGCAAAGAAUGCCAUAAUAAAUUUUGGCAAAAGAUAGUAGUGGUCUCUUAAAAAUGAAAAGAAAAUGAUUUAUUGUGAAUUUUAUUUGCUGGAAAAUAAUGAAAUCUAGGAAUUAAUUGUCAAACUGUGGCAGUCUUUGUGUGAUUAUUUCAUAGCAUUGUGAUAUUUACCAAUUGUGUUCGUGAAUUAUCAGCAAGAUUAUUUAAUUUGAAUUUGAUUGAAGAUGUAUUUUAAGAAAAUGGAUGCUUCUGAAUUGUUAGUUUAAUGUACCAUUUGAUAGAAUAAAAAGAACUGUAUGGAUUAAGCCAAUUUUAGGUCAAAAAGUUCUUCAGGCAUUCAAAUAAAUCAUUCUUGGAAUUUGAUUUUUUCCAUAGUGAAGGCGUCCCUGAUGAAGGUUGAUCCAGAAGAGGGCUUCAAGACACCAAAUUUAUAAUGUAUUGUUUAAUUUUGCAAUGUAUCACUUUGCUAUGGUAUUAAUCCACAUUGACUGCACCAUAGCCUAUUGUCGUUUGUCUUUCUAAUUGGCAAUGUUUUACAUUUAUAUACAUAUGAAGAUGUCUUAGUAAUUGACUUGAUUUAUUGGUAUAAAAGAACAUUUUUUUUGUUUUGUUUGUUUUUAUCUUUUUUGUCAGGAAUUUUUCUGAUUUAUGUUUUUUUUCCUAAGGAAAAGACCAGCAGUUAAUAACACCUGUUUUGUGACAUAUUUACUUUCCGUAUAACGGGCUAGAGAAAUUAUUCGAAGCUAUGUCCAUUUAUGUCUAAAAUAUUGA
Molecule: messenger RNA, 1878 nt
Organism: Mytilus trossulus (common blue mussel)
Lineage: Eukaryota; Metazoa; Mollusca; Bivalvia; Mytilida; Mytilidae
Product: ubiquitin-conjugating enzyme E2 L3-like
Exons: 4
Coding region: 79-543 (154 amino acids)
Source: RefSeq, a predicted model, not a curated record